Molecule: messenger RNA, 1812 nt
Organism: Saccoglossus kowalevskii
Lineage: Eukaryota; Metazoa; Hemichordata; Enteropneusta; Harrimaniidae
Source: RefSeq, a predicted model, not a curated record
AUGUUACUCAAGGAAAUCUUGAUUGCAGCUACUCUGGCUGUCCUGGUCAGUGGUGGUGAGAUGGAAUGCCCAACUACAGAGGUUGCAGCACACAUGUGGGCCACGUGGAAGACUAAUAUGUGUCAUAGAACAUUGAUUGAACAGCUAAGAAUCAGUAUGGAUGAUUGCACGGACAAACUUACCACAUUAGGCGAGUGCAUCGAGGAAACCCUUGCAGAAUGUCCCUGUUUAAACGGUGAGAUGAGUUCGGAAAUUCGUGUUCUAUUACAAGAGUUGUUUGAUCAACAAAUCAGACGCGCCACAAUUUUCUGCCCCGAAGUGGAUACAUUGAUGAAUCUGAUGGACCAGCCAAUUUUGGAGCUUGUGAAUUGUGAGCUAGCGCGGUCGAUUGAGGUGUGCUCGGAAGAAUUUUUAGCGAUAUUCCGAGAAAACAGCGUUGAUAGCAGACUGUGCCAAGCUUAUAAUGUUAUGAUAGUAUGUGUUGCGGAUGUUGCUAGAAGAAGUUGUCCUGAUAUUGAUGAGGAUACGAUAGCAAACCAAGUUCAAUUUCGUCAACACAUGAAUAUAUAUUGCCCCAUGGAGCUUGGUGGUGUUUCCUCUGCCAGCUGGCCCCCGUCAUGCCCUAUGUCGAUGACGGACGUACCGAUGUGGGCAAGAUGGAAGAGUAAAAUGUGUCUCAUGGAGGUGAUAGCAGACCUGAGAGAAAAUGAUGACAAUUGUCAAGUAUUGGUUUCAGACAAUCUCCAAGCCUGUGUGGAUCAGACUCUGACAGACUGUCCGUGUUACAAUAACGAAAUGUCUGAUGAGAUACGAGUGAUGGUACGAGAGCUGUUUAAUGUACAAGUUGACCAUUACUUGGCAAUGUUUUGCUCUGUGGGCGAGCCAUUGAUGGAGCAAGUGGACCCACCAUCUUUGGGAUUCUGUGACCUAGGCAACGAAGUCCAAGGGUGUUGUGAUGAAUACAUCAGUGUCUCUGGGGAAAAUCCUGUUGAUAUGCAACUAUGCAACAUAUACAAUGACCGCAUCAUGUGCAUUGCUGAAACUACUAAACGUGUUUGCGUUGAUAUCGAAGAGUCUGACAUAAUAUACCGUGCCACACUUCGCCAACAUGUCAAUAUAUACUGUGGUGGUGAUGAAACAGGUGGUAAUAGAGGCGAUCACAGUGCAGAAUCGACGUGGAUGGACGAUGUGGAGACAUGCCCGUCUUCGCUAAUACGGAUACCACAAUGGAUUAUGUGGAAGAUACAUCCAUGUCUUAGAGAAUUCAUUGAACAAUUGCGUGGCGACCAGGGUGUUGAUCACUGCCACGAGAAAGUGAGAGAUUUGAGAGCGUGCAUCGAAGAAAAGACUGAAAAGUGUCGUAGUGGACUUCAGGAAUUAAUGGAGACGUUUUUACAAGAGAUAUUAACCCAUCGCGUAGAGAAAACAUCGGCAAUGUUUUGUUCAGACGGCAACAGUACUGCAUACAUGGACUCUCCUUUAUUUGAGAUCGAUGGUUGUGACAUGAGUGGGCAGAACACCCAAAUGUGUCGUCAAAAGUUUCAGGAUAUGUUCAGAAACGACCGCUUGGAUGAAAAACUUUGCGGUGAAUACAAUGACAUGGUAAACUGUUUUGCUGACAUUGUUCGUAAUACUUGUGAAGUUAUACCGGCGAAUAUAAUAACGUCACAUUCUGAUUUCCUCCAGCGAGUCAAUAUGUUUUGCCCCGGUGACGUCGGUGUACGUCUUAAUGACUCACCUGACUCUGGGGGCAGCAAAGUCAGCCUAGGGCUUCCCAUGUGUGCCGUAUUAGCAGUUUUCACGUUUGGCUAA